Rhodamnia argentea is the source of this 1011-nucleotide messenger RNA. Its product is annotated as bidirectional sugar transporter SWEET17-like. Gene Ontology annotation, cellular component: membrane. The record is from RefSeq and is a predicted model, not a curated record. The transcript has 5 exons. Gene Ontology annotation, biological process: carbohydrate transport. Lineage: Eukaryota; Viridiplantae; Streptophyta; Magnoliopsida; Myrtales; Myrtaceae. Gene Ontology annotation, molecular function: sugar transmembrane transporter activity. The coding region runs from base 96 to 845 and encodes 249 amino acids.
ACUUGGAGUCAUUUGGUGGAUAUUUCUGCUCGACUCUCUCUCUCUCUCUCUCUCGGUUGAUCCAAUUCAACUUCAAGCACUUGGGUCUCAGCAGCAUGACGCUGAGCUUCUUCUUCGGAUUGCUCGGCAACGUCACCACCGGCCUAGUCUACCUCGCUCCUGUGAAGACGUUUUGGCACAUCGUGAAGCGGAGAUCGACCGAGGAGUUCGAGAGCAUCCCGUACGUGUUCAAGCUGCUGAACGCCUACUUCUGGACUUACUAUGGGAUCGUGAAGCCCAACAGCGUGGUCGUCGCGACCGUCAACGGCUUCGGUGUCGUCCUCGAGAUCACCUUCGUCGCCAUCUUCCUUCUCUAUGCUCCCCCUAGAAUGAGAAUGAGAACUGCAAUCCUUGCGAUCACAUGCGACGUGAUGUUCCCAGCAGCAGCAAUCUUAGCGACUCAAUUAACGUUGGACCAGCAGAUGCAGAUCACUGUUGCUGGCCUUUUGAGUGCUGUCUUCAGCAUGGUCGCCUAUGGUUCACCUCUCUCUGCCAUGAAGACAGUGGUGACCACAAAGAGCGUGGAGUACAUGCCUUUCCUCCUCUCCUUCAUCCUCUUCGUCAAUGGCGGCGUUUGGACCGUUUACGCCAUCCUCACCCACGACUACUUCAUCGGAAUACCAAACGGGACCGGGUUCGGACUCGGAGCGGCUCAGUUGAUUCUGUACGCGAUGUAUUACAAGCCCAAGACCAAGUCGUCGCCGUCGUCGUCGUCAAUGGCGGAGGACAAAGGGUGGCAACCAUGCGAGCCUCUCAUAGAUCCAACUCCCAUUCCUCAAGUAGUAGUAGCUCAAGAGAAAGAUUGACAGAUACGUCAACAUUUCUUUUUUAUUUUGUGUCCGAGUUAGAUCAAUCAUAGUUGUUUGUCGGAAUAAUUAGUAAAUUAUUCCCAAUUGAUGUUGCUGGCUUGACUGUGUACUUUUUUUGGGUCCAAAGUGUAAUAAUGUACUGCAGCUAAGGCAAGGCACAUCU